This is a messenger RNA of Diabrotica virgifera virgifera (western corn rootworm), 1043 nucleotides long. RefSeq names its product protein obstructor-E-like (gene Cpap3-a2). The transcript is spliced from 5 exons. Gene Ontology annotation, cellular component: extracellular region. NCBI's taxonomy places the organism in Eukaryota, Metazoa, Arthropoda, Insecta, Coleoptera, Chrysomelidae. The record is from RefSeq and is a predicted model, not a curated record. Bases 129 to 857 code for a protein of 242 amino acids. Gene Ontology annotation, molecular function: chitin binding.
AUGGGGGUAAAAGGAGAUGUCGAAGCUGCCCACUUUCUUUGGUCGUUGCAUAUUCGAAGACUCUGGUACGUUAAGGUGUGUGAGAUUACCUGAUUCAUCAUCAAGUUAGUGUACCAAGAGCCGAAGACAUGAUUAAGUAUUUAUUUGUGGUGUUUUUUGUCGGUGUGAACGCGCAAUUUCAAUGUCCACAACGAACUGGAUUCUUUCCAGAUUUAGACCAAUGUGAUCUUUAUUACGUUUGCUCCAGAGGACAAUAUGAACAAAGGUUGUGUCCAGAUGGAUUGGUAUUCGAUGAUAAAGAUCCAAAUUUUGAAAGAUGUGAAACUCCUGCCAAUGUAGAUUGUACAGAUCGACCAGUUUUACAACAAGCUAAGCCAAGUCCGGGAUGUCCGAGACAGAAUGGAUUUUACCGUCAUCCCAAAGAUUGUACAAAGUUUCACAGCUGCGUGGACGGUAAACCAAAGGAAUUAAAUUGUCCUGCAGGUCUUGUUUACGAUGAAGAAAAAAGUAUCUGCAUUUGGGCAGCUAGCAGUAAACGGGAGGAAUGUCUUAACCCCAAGAAAGACGCUCUUGAUGACGGAUUCGAGUGUCCAAUACAGUCUGUAGGUAAUGAUGGAAGAAAAGUACCACAUCCCACAUACGCCCAUCCCUCGGAUUGCCAGAAAUUUUAUAUUUGUAGGAAUGGAGUUGAUCCACAAAAAGGAUCUUGUUCUCCUGGUACUGUUUAUAAUGAAGAUACUUCAAGAUGUGAUGAUCCAAAAAAUGUUGAAGGAUGUGAAAACUACUACUCCUUAUCUAGUGGAAGCGCAAAAUCCCUAGGAGCGCCUUCAGGGAGCCAAACGGGGAGAAAGAACUGAUUAUGAAUAGUAAAUAGCGCCAAAAUAAGAUCAAUACACGUAUUAAAUUUUCUUAUCAUAUUUUAAUAUCUCUCCAAUAUCUUCCUCAUUUCCUUUGUUUCCUUUCACAUUAUUUAGUCAAUUAUAAGAAUGACGCAGUAUUUGUAUUAAUAUGUUUUGUAUUUGUUUAAUAAAAAAUAAAUUGAA